UUUCAUUCCUGCACCCUUCCCACCCGCAAUUUUCAGGGAAAAUGCCUGAGCUAGCCACAGCCUUAACAGCUACCAACACCAGUGCCGCCUCUUCCUUCUCCUCCCCCGCUCCUCCUCCAACACUCUCCACUUUGCUCCCGGAUGCCCAUGUCGCCCCAGUCCACCGCCCAGAUGGCUGCCUUCAGACCGGCACCUACGUCAACAUCAUCUUGGACCAUUACAACUUCACUGGGAAGUUGAACAACCGGCACUCCCAGGAAGACAAGAUGGACAUUCUCAAGUUGAUCACUGCUGGUGUCUGCUGUCUCAUCAUCUUGGAGAACCUGCUGGUGUUGCUGGCCAUCAUGUGGAAGCUGCGUUCCCGCCGGUGGGUGUUUUUCUGCAUCGCCAGCAUCACCCUCAGCGACCUGCUGGCUGGAGUCGCCUACCUGCUCAACCUCUGUUUGUCAGGAAGCAGGACAUUCCGUCUGUCGCCCACCAUGUGGUUCCUCCGGGAGGGUGUCCUCUUCAUCGCCUUGGCCGCCUCCAUCUUCAGCCUGCUGGUGACGGCCAUUGAGCGGCACAGCGCCAUGGUGAGGUCCAUCGCUGAGAACGGGGCCAGCAAGUCCACACGUCUGAAAUGCCUUAUUGUCUUCUCUUGGGGCCUGGCGAUCCUCAUUGGCUUGCUCCCCUUGUUGGGCUGGAACUGUCUUUGCAAUAAACGCAAAUGUUCCACUUUGUUGCCCCUCUAUGACAAGAAUUACCUCCUCUUCUCCGUGAUCAUGUUCAGCAUCAUUUUAGUGUGCGUCGUGAGCCUCUACGCUUCCAUCUAUCACUGCAUCCGGAAAAGUACCAAGCACUCCAUCUCGAGGUACGGCCACAAGAGGUCGCUUCGUCUCCUGAAGGUAGUGAUGAUGAUUCUCGGUACUUUCCUCUUUUGCUGGAUCCCGCUGUUCAUCCUCCUGCUGUUGGACAUCUCUUGGACGACGAGGACCCCAGCAUUCUAUAAAGCCUUUAGCUGGGCAUUGACUUUGGCGGUGCUUAACUCAUUCAUUAACCCCAUUAUCUACUCCUUUGGAAGCCAGGAGAUGAAGAGAGCUGUGCUAGAACUCAUUUGCUGCUGCUGCAUCAAGGCUGGGCUGCACGGCCCCAGAGACUGUUUCGUCUUCUCUGACGUCCCCUCACUCUCCUCCACAGAGAGCUCCUUACGGAUACGCGAGAGUUUCCGUAACUCCAUGAUGCAGAACAGGAGGGUCAGAGAGCCUCUCUCCAGCAAUUCCAGCAUGCUGAGCACCGACAUUUCAGUACUGCACCGUCCUCAGGGCUAGAAACCUGAUUCUUCUGGAGCACAGGAAGCUGCCAUAUACAGAGUCAGACCAUUGGUCUAUCUAGCUCAGUAUUGUCUUCACAGACUGGCAGCGGCUUCUCCAAGUCUGCAGGCAGGAGUCUCUCUCAGCCCUAUCUUGGAGAUGCUGCCAGGGAGGGAACUUGGAACCUUCUGCUCUUCCCAGAGCGGCUCCAUCCCCUAAGGGGAAUAUCUUACAGUGCUCACACAUCUAGUCCAGAGGCGUAUCUAGGGAAAAUAUCGCCAUUGGUCUAUCUAGCUCAGUAUUGUCUUCACAGACUGGCAGCGGCUUCUCCAAGUCUGCAGGCAGGAGUCUCUCUCAGCCCUAUCUUGGAGAUGCUGCCAGGGAGGGAACUUGGAACCUUGAUGCUCUUCCCAGAGUGGCUCCAUCCCCUGAGGGGUAAUAUCUUACAGUGCUCAUAUGUCUCCCAUUCAAAUGCAAGCAGGGUGGACCCUGCUUAGCUACUGGGACAAGUCAUGCUUGCUACCACAAGACCAGCUUUCCUCUCUACAUGAGGGGCAGGAGGAGGCUCCACACCAGGUGACUGCUGCUGAGGCAGAACAGUGCCAUUACUUUGCCCCCAAAUAGGUAUCUUAUUUUAUUUCAAGUUAAGUCAGGGGCGGCCCAUUCAUAAGACAACGGGAGGUGGUCACCUCAGGCGGCCGAUCAUUGGGACCGCAGCAGGGUGGCAAGAUACCUUUUCCUGUUGCCAUUGCAGCAGCUGUUUGGGAUGAUCUGGCCCUUGCAAGCUACUAGUCUGGUGGCUAGAGGCCACCUCCAGCCUCAUAGGCAAGAUGCCUCUAAAUGCCAGUUGCAGGGGAGCAACAGCAGGACAGAGGGCAUGCCCUCUCCUCUUGCCUGUGGGCUUCUCAGAGGCAUCUGGUGGGCCGCUGUAGGAUACAGGAUGCUGGACUAGAGAGGCCUUGGGCCUGAUCCAGCAGGGCUGUUCUGAUGUUUGCAAGGAACGCCUCACAAGGAAAGAAGAAGAGGAUGCUGGCCUCCUCCCUGCUCCUCAUGUACUUCCAAAGCUUGCAAGGGUUGGUUCUGAAUGGGGUUGACCCCACCACCAGGGGUGUGGGGCAAGGCAACUUACAACAUCUCACCUCAGGCACUGCAGUACCCUAGGCUGCCCCUGGGUUUAGCCCUCGGUUUGCUUGUGUAUUCCCUUUUUCAUAUGAGACUGCUUCCUCAUUAAAUAUAUACACACACACCUAGGCAAGAAAAAAAUAUUCUACUUUGCCAUAUAGGCUCGUUCCAGACAUUGUGCCAGACUGUGACCAAGGAAACCCAAUGAUGAUUCAAUUUGGUAUCUGAGUUGACAGACCAGAGUUUGCAGCUGGCCAGCAACCAGAUCAUUGCUAGGAUUUCAUUAUACAGAUGGUAUAUAAUGCAGACAUUUCAUUAUUUUAGCAUGAAGGCUUUUUGGGGGGCAUUUUGUUGUAAAUAAAGGGUGGAA
Hemicordylus capensis (graceful crag lizard) is the source of this 2781-nucleotide messenger RNA. RefSeq names its product sphingosine-1-phosphate receptor 4 (gene S1PR4). The transcript has a single exon. Gene Ontology annotation, molecular function: sphingosine-1-phosphate receptor activity. Bases 42 to 1307 code for a protein of 421 amino acids. NCBI's taxonomy places the organism in Eukaryota, Metazoa, Chordata, Lepidosauria, Squamata, Cordylidae. Gene Ontology annotation, cellular component: membrane. The record is from RefSeq and is a predicted model, not a curated record. Gene Ontology annotation, biological process: G protein-coupled receptor signaling pathway.